Molecule: messenger RNA, 1447 nt
Organism: Erythranthe guttata (spotted monkey flower)
Lineage: Eukaryota; Viridiplantae; Streptophyta; Magnoliopsida; Lamiales; Phrymaceae
Product: ras-related protein RABC2a
Molecular function (GO): GTPase activity; GTP binding
Source: RefSeq, a predicted model, not a curated record
CCCCCAUGGAGCCCAAAUCUUCUCACAAUCUACAAUAAACCCCCAUUUUCUCUUAUAUUACAAAUAUGCCAUCAGACCAUAGUCACGGUCACCGUCAAAGAAGCAAAACCCACGUUUGCAUUUGCCUUGCGCUGCAAAAACGGAAUCGCAUCUGAGAGAGAAAAGAAAGGGAUAAAGUAAAGAAUAAACAUUGCCUCCCUCUCUCUCUCUCUCUCUCUCUCUCUCUCUCACAGCUAACCGUUCUCCUCCCCUCCACCACUUUCUCUCUCUAUACAUACAAGCAGGCUGUAUCUAUUCAUAUUUUAUAUAGAAAGAGAAAGCCAAGUUAGUGAUGGCAUAAAGCUUCUCAUCUCCUUGCCUUUUCAGUUCCCUCUCUCUCUCUCUCUCCUAUUGAUUACACAUUGUCACUGUUAUAGUUGUUGAGCAUCUGAAAUAUAUAUAUAUAUAUAUACAUACAUAGAGAGAGAGAGAGAGAGAGAGUAUUUUCAUAUUUUUUUUUUCUAGAGAGAGAAAGUGAGAUAGUUGGAAUGGGGAGUUCGGGGCAGGGGCAGAGCAACUACGAUCUGUCGUUUAAGAUCCUGCUAAUCGGAGAUUCAGCUGUCGGCAAAAGCAGCUUGCUCGUUAGCUUCAUUUCUAAUUUAGUUGACGAUCUUUCCCCUACCAUAGGUGUGGAUUUUAAGGUGAAGUUUCUCACAGCUGGUGGGAAAAAAUUGAAGCUUACAAUCUGGGAUACAGCUGGACAAGAGAGGUUCAGGACAUUAACAAGCUCGUAUUACAGAGGUGCACAUGGAAUAAUUCUUGUUUAUGAUGUAACAAGGAGAGAUACAUUUACAAACUUAUCCGACGUAUGGGCAAAAGAACUGGAUUUGUACUCAACUCACGAGGAUUGCAUCAAGAUGCUCGUUGGAAACAAAGUUGACAGAGAAAAUGAACGAGUUGUGAGUAGAGAAGAGGGGAUGAGCCUGGCAAAAGAACUUGGAUGUCUAUUUUUCGAAUGUAGUGCUAAAACUCGAGAAAAUGUGGAGAAAUGCUUUGAAGAGCUGUCGCUCAAGAUAAUGGAGGUGCCGAGGCUACUGGAAGAAGGAUCAACGGUGAGCAAGAGAAAUAUCUUAAGACAGAAGCAAGAAAAUCAGGCACCUCCGAGUGGUGGUUGUUGUUCGUAGAAAGACACAUCACAUGCUGUCUUAAUAUAUACGGUGAAUCUCUCUCCGUAACAUUUCAUGUUCGAAAUCUGUAAAUGAUAGUUUCGUUUCUUUGUUUCCAUACCUGAUGUUGUGCUUGAGAGGCACCAGGUAAAUGUGAUGUUUCUCUCUACUGAUGAUGCUCUAAUAUUGUAAAGUUGUUGGGCUGUUUGGUAUUCUGAUCUCCAUUAUUUCUGUUGAGAAUCAAGACCUAAUUCUAUUGUAACAGGGUGAUUUUAUCUGAUCCAUUAUUUGGUUUUUAUUAU